AUGUCAGUAGAACCAUUUGGUAAACACGUCACCAUUGUUGUCUUUGGAGCCUCUGGUGACUUGGCUAAGAAGAAGACAUUCCCAGCUUUAUUUGGAUUGUUCCGUGAAGGAGAAUUGCCAUCAACAAUUAAGGUGAUUGGGUAUGCAAGAUCAAAGUUGUCCGAUGCUGAGUUUAAGGAGAGAAUCUCUGCCAAUUUCAAGAACGUUAAGGAUAGCAACAAACACAAGGUUGACGAAUUCUUAAACUUAUGUUCUUACAUUCAAGGUCCUUAUGACACUGAAGAAGGGUACAAGAAGUUGAAUGAGGAGAUGGAAAAGUAUGAAAAAGAAUCCGGUGUCGAAAAGCCGGAAAGAUUGUUCUACUUAGCAUUGCCUCCAUCAGUUUUUGUUACUGUUGCAAGUCACAUAAAGGAACAUGCUUACACCAAGACUGGUGAGGUCAGAUUAAUUGUCGAAAAGCCAUUUGGUAAUGACUUAGAAUCUUCUAGGAAAUUGCAAGAGAGCUUGGCCCCAUUGUUUACUGAAGAAGAAUUGUAUAGAAUUGACCACUACUUAGGAAAAGAAAUGGUUAAGAACUUGGUAUUUUUAAGAUUUAGUAACGAAUUCCUUAGUGCUUCGUGGAACAAAAACCACAUCAGAUCCAUUCAAAUUUCCUUCAAAGAAGCUUUCGGUACUGAAGGUAGAGGUGGUUAUUUCGAUGACAUCGGAAUUGUUAGAGAUGUCAUGCAAAACCAUUUAUUACAAGUAUUGACUUUAUUAACCAUGGAAAGACCAGUUUCUAUUGAUCCUGAAGCUAUCAGAGAUGAAAAGGUCAAGGUUUUAAAGGCCUUUGGUGAACUUAAAACAGACGACAUUUUGUUGGGACAAUAUACCAAGUCAGAAGAUGGUUCUAAACCAGGUUACUUAGAUGAUGAUACUGUCAAAAACGACUCAAAGUGUGUUACAUAUGCCGCACUCGGUAUGCAAAUCCACAACGAAAGAUGGGAAGGUGUUCCAAUUGUUAUGAGAGCUGGUAAAGCUUUGAAAGAAUCUAAAGUUGAAAUUAGAAUUCAAUUCAAGGAAGUUGCUAAGGGUAUGUUCAAUGACAUUCAAAGAAAUGAAUUAGUCAUGAGAAUUCAACCAAGUGAAGCUGUCUAUAUGAAAAUCAACUCUAAGAUUCCAGGUAUUUCUGCUGUUCCUUCUGUUACUGACUUGGAUUUAACAUACUCAUCUAGAUACUCUAAAGACUUUUGGAUUCCAGAAGCUUAUGAAUCGUUAAUUAGAGACUGUUACUUAGGCAACCAUGCUAAUUUUGUCAGAGAUGAUGAAUUAGAUCUUUCUUGGAAGUUAUUCACACCAUUAUUAAAGCAUAUUGAAUCCAAGGAUGGCCCAACCCCAGAACCAUAUGCUUACGGUUCUAACGGUCCAAAGAACUUAAGACCUUUCUUAUCAGCACACGGUUAUAAUUUCUAUGAUGAAGGCACUUAUGAAUGGCCUUUGACCACACCAAAUGUUAAGGGUAAAAUGUAA
Molecule: messenger RNA, 1509 nt
Organism: Debaryomyces fabryi
Lineage: Eukaryota; Fungi; Ascomycota; Pichiomycetes; Serinales; Debaryomycetaceae
Gene: ZWF1
Product: glucose-6-phosphate dehydrogenase
Exons: 1
Coding region: 1-1509 (502 amino acids)
Biological process (GO): pentose-phosphate shunt, oxidative branch; glucose metabolic process
Cellular component (GO): cytosol
Molecular function (GO): glucose-6-phosphate dehydrogenase activity; NADP binding
Source: RefSeq, a predicted model, not a curated record